GUCAGACCCAUUCAUACACAACGACAUCGACCAUGACUCUCUCACGGAAUUUGAUACUGAUCUGCUUGGCGGUGAGCGUGGCCGCCAAAUGUAUCCGCGAGGAGGACCCUAAAGCUGAACUGGAACGAUACAUUGAAAAUAAAAUACCCGACAUUAAUCAAAGGUGGAGGCCUCACUAUCAUGUCGCACCACCUGUCGGAUGGAUGAACGACCCUAAUGGAUUCUCGUACUACAACGGAGAGUACCAUCUUUUCUAUCAAUUCUACCCGUACGACAGCGUUUGGGGGCCAAUGCACUGGGGCCACGUGAAGAGUCCGGAUCUGGUUAACUGGCAUCAGCUACCGACCGCGCUUCUGCCUGAUGAAGAGCAGUGCUUCUCCGGCAGUGCGGUGCAAGAUGGAGACACAAUGGUGCUCAUGUACACGGCUCACAUCAUCUCCGACAGGGAACCCUUCUAUAAUGAAACGCAAUACUUGGCCUACAGUGACGACGGAGUGAAUUUUAACAAAUAUAAUGGCAAUCCUGUUCUACCGUCGGCUCCCAACGGCUCGCCUGACUUCCGCGAUCCAAAAGUGUGGAGACACGGCGACCAUUGGUAUGUCAUCCUCGGCAGUAAGACUACCGAUCUUAGAGGCAGAGUGCUCCUGUACAGAUCGACAGAUUUAAAAGAAUGGGAAUUUUUAAAGGUUCUAGCGGAAUCACAAGGAGAUAUGGGUUACAUGUGGGAGUGUCCUGAUUUCUUCGAAUUGGAUGGAAAGUUUAUUCUUCUAAUGUCGCCACAAGGAUUGUCGCCGCAAGGAGAUCGAUACAAGAACACAUUCCAAAAUGGAUACAUCAUCGGUACCUUUGAUUACGAUACGUUCGAGUUCGUUCAGGAAGUACCUUUUCAGGAAAUCGACUUUGGUCAUGACUUCUACGCCGCUCAAACUACUGAAGUCGAUGGGAAGAGAUACCUGAUGUCCUGGUUCAGUAUGUGGGAGGUACCUCAUCCUGAGGAUGUCGACGGCUGGGCUGGCAUGAUGACUAUUGCAAGAGAAUUAAAAUUAGUCGGAAAUAAAAUAAUUAUGAAACCAGUGGACGGAAUGGCGGAUAUUAGACAAAGUGUUCCGAUUCUUAAUGUUUUGGAGUAUAAUGAGGAGGUAGACUUUGAGCAGGCCGUUGAAAUUAAUAUUGAAGCUGAUUUUGAUGAGAUAGUGGAGAUUAAACUUGAAGGGAGGAAUGGUGGUGGUUAUGUGGUGCUCAGUUGGGAUCCAUUAGUGGGAAAAGUGUCGGUUGACCGAGGAGCUGAGGACGUGCGGCAAGUGGAGUGGGAGCCCAAUAAUGAGACUUCAUGGAGAAUCUUCCUCGACUCGAGUUCUAUAGAACUGUUCUGUGGUAUUGGGGAUGUGGUAUUCAGCAGCAGAGUCUACCCGCUGGGAGGCUGGAAGAUGAUCAAUCUGAGCUCUCAGGAUAUUGAAAUAGAAGCAUACAAUUUGAAAAAGAGCUUUCCCGUGUAAACAAAAUUGAUUUCUGUGAUUAUUUCUGGUGAUCUAUUGUACACAUUUAUUUAUUACUUUUUGUAAAAGUUGCUAUGUAAAUAUUUUAGGAGUAAAUUUAUUUUUUAUUUCUUAAAGUCUUUGUUUAUUAUUUUCAUUACUUUAGAUAUAGAUUUUUGAACUAGUAAGUAUUUCUUUGCUUUUAUGUUGUGUUGUUGUUUAUUUGUUAAUAAAAUAUCGUUUGAUAGUU
Papilio polytes (common Mormon) is the source of this 1725-nucleotide messenger RNA. It is a transcript of the gene Suc1, whose product is annotated as sucrose-6-phosphate hydrolase-like. Bases 33 to 1496 code for a protein of 487 amino acids. The transcript has a single exon. Gene Ontology annotation, molecular function: beta-fructofuranosidase activity. The record is from RefSeq and is a predicted model, not a curated record. Gene Ontology annotation, biological process: carbohydrate metabolic process. NCBI's taxonomy places the organism in Eukaryota, Metazoa, Arthropoda, Insecta, Lepidoptera, Papilionidae. Gene Ontology annotation, cellular component: cytoplasm.